AUGAAUGCUGCAACAAACAUUGCUAGAGGAGCAAGACGACUGGCAUCGGCUUUCAUCCCACAGAGGAAUCCUCCAGAUCAAAAUUUCUUAGAUGCAGAUGUACCUAGCAUCAAUGUGCCGACUCUUCAACCUAUCCUUAUCCCUACAACCAGGGACAAGGUUAAACAAAAAGUAAAUAAAUCGAUCAAAGCUGCUGUAGAUUGGGUUGAAUGGCUGCAUGAUGCAGACAGAGAAGUUGUUAAGAAGGCCCCAUCGAAAUUAAAAGCCUUGAAGGAAAAAGUAGAUGCUUUAUUCAGAAAGCAGCAGAUGUUUGAAAUCAGAGAGACAAGAUCUGCUCUGAGGAAAUUUACGACUCAAUAUACCAUAGAUGGCAGAGAGGGGUUUGAUGCUCAAUCGUUUCUCAACACAGCCCGACAAAAUGUAGUUAACCUCUUGAGAGGAAUCCGAGGCACUAAGGUAAAGCUAAUUCUUAGAUGUAACAUGGAAAAAGUGAACCUUGUUAGUGCCUCGGAAACAAUCGUAGAGCCUGCAGCCUUUCACUCUAAUGUCGAGAUUAACCUCGAGGGAACAGAUGCAGAUGAGCUGUAUGAUGCAAUGGUAGAUAGAGUCAUGGAGGCCAUGGCGACAUUCCAGUUGCGAGGCAGCAACUGGACAUUUAAAUCUAUCAUUGCCAUUGAAAUUCAUACAGUUGCUUAUAAACCGUUGAGGGGGAGCUCUUACAUCCCUACUCCGGAGGCCCUUGCACAUCCUAAGAAGGGAGUGAUCAAUGUCAAAAAUGAUGACAACAGAUGCUUCCUCUGGGCACUGGCUCGAGCAUUACAUCCCGUAGAACCUGAUGCUUGCCGCAUAACUAAGAUGCUCAGAAUGCAAGCAGAAAAACUCAACAUGGACGGUAUUGAUUACCCAGUUAGUCUUAAGACAAUAGAUCAUGUCGAGAAGCAAAAUCCAGACAUAUCUAUUAAUGUCUUUGGCUAUGAAACUAGUGUUUACCCCCUCCGAAUAAGCAAACACGUUGAUAGGGUAACAAUAAACCUUUUAUUGAUCUCUGAUGGGGAAAAGCAGCAUUACAGCGUCAUCAAAGACAUGAGCCGUUUGUUGUCCAGCCAAACCGGAAACCACCAACACAAAAAAUAUUACUGUCUCAGAUGUUUGAACCCCUUCUACUCACAGGAAUCGUUGAAUAAGCACAUGGAAUACUGUUAUUCAAACGAGGCCGUCAAGAUAGAGAUGCCAGAAGAGGGCUCGACCAUUUCGUUUGGGCACAUACACAAGUCCAUGAGAGUGCCGUUCACAGUGUAUGCUGACUUUGAAUCUUUCAUCAAACCCGUAGAUACGUGUGAACCGUGUCCGGGAAAGAGCUACACGAAGAAAUACCAGAAACACACCCCAUCGAGCUUUUGUUACUACAUCAAAUGCUUUAAUGAUGGUGUCUUCUCUAAAGAUCCGGUUACCUACACCGCGAAAACUGACGACGAAGAUGUCUCCCAAAUAUUCGUAGAAAUGUUGGAGAAAGACAUCAAAGAAAUUGGCAAAAUUCCGGCGAAACCAAUGAUUUUUGGGGAAAAUGACCGCAAACAAUUCCAAAAGGCGACAAAGUGCUGGAUCUGCCAAGGUGAGUUCAGUAAGGAUGACAAGAAGUACAAGAAGCCGAAGUUCACUCCCGUGGUGUUCCACAAUCUGAGCGGCUAUGACAGUCAUCUGUUCGUCAAGAACCUCGGUAAAACUGAGGGGAACAUCAACUGCAUCCCGAACAACGAGGAAAAGUACAUCAGCUUCACCAAGGAGGUUGUUGUCGGUUCUUAUACUGGCAAGGACGGGAAAGAGAAGGAUGUUAAGCACCAACUCAAAUUCAUCGACAGCUUCAAGUUCAUGGCCUCUAGCCUGGAUAAGCUGUCCGGUAAUCUGGAUCAGGACUGCUUCUCUAACACUUCGAAGUACUAUAACGGAAAACAUCUAGACUUACUAAUGAGAAAGGGUGUCUACCCAUAUGAAUAUAUGGAUUCACUCAAAAGACUAGAUGAAACAGCCCUUCCACGAAAAGUAGCGUUCUACUCCAGACUCAGUGGAGAAGAGAUUAGUGACGAUGACUAUGAGCAUGCACAAACUGUGUGGAAAGAGUUUGGCAUGAAGUCACUCAGGGACUACCACGAACUGUACAACCAGUCGGACGUGUUGCUCUUGGCAGAUGUCUUCGAGAACUUUAGAGACGUCUGCAUCAAGAACUACGAUCUUGACCCUGCCUGGUAUUAUACAGCGCCUGGACUAGCAUGGGACGCUGCCUUGAAAAUCACCGAAGUGAAGUUGGAGCUGUUAUCAGAUCCAGACAUGUUGCUCAUGGUGGAGAAAGGUAUCAGAGGCGGGAUAUCGAUGAUCAGCAACAGAUAUGGCAAAGCAAACAACCCAUACAUGGGUGAAACAUUCAACCCCCAUGAUCCUGCGAAGUAUAUUGCCUAUUUGGAUGCCAACAAUCUCUAUGGUUGGGCCAUGAGCAAACCGCUCCCUACACACGGAUUCGGGUGGAUGACAGACAGUGAACUGGACUCUUGGAAGAACCACAGCUGUAUACUGGAGGUUGACCUUGAAUAUCCAAAGGAUUUGCAUGAUCUCCACAAUGACUAUCCGCUCGCUCCAGAAAGUCUCAAAGUCCAUAAUGUGGAAAAGCUUAUUCCCAAUCUCAAUGACAAAACUAACUAUGUCAUUCACUGCGAGAACCUCAAACUAUACGAGGGCUUGGGAAUGAAGAUUACAAAGAUCCACAGGGGCAUCAGGUUCGAGGAAAGUGCAUGGUUGAAGCAAUACAUCGACCUGAACACCAAUCUCCGAGCAGAGGCAAACAAUGAGUUUGAAAAGGACUUUUUCAAGCUCAUGAACAACUCUGUUUUCGGAAAGACUAUGGAGAACAUUAGGAGCCGAGUGGAUAUCCGACUAGUCAACGACGAGACAAAAGCGAAGAAGUUGGCAGCAAAACCCAAUUUUAAACAUUGCACCAUCUUCGACGAGAACCUGGUUGCCGUACAUAUGAAAAAGACGAAACUGAAGUUCAACAAGCCCGUUUAUCUCGGGAUGUGCAUCCUCGAUCUGAGCAAGACGUUGAUGUACGACUUCCAUUACAACUACAUGGAGACAAAGUACGGAGAAAAGGCAAAACUCCUGUUUACCGAUACCGAUUCCUUGGCAUACGAAAUCCAGACGGAAGACUUUUACAAGGACAUCUCUGGUGACGUGGCAGCCAAGUUUGACACCAGCAACUUCCCAAAGGAUCACCCAUCGGGCAUCGAAGUCGGUCGUAACAAGAAAGUGGUGGGGAUGUUCAAGGACGAGGCAGGAGGUAAGAUCAUCCGAGAAUUCGUGGGGUUGAGAGCUAAGUUGUACAGUUACAAGUUGCUUGAGGGGUAUGAGGAGAAGAAGUGUAAGGGGGUGAAAAGGUCCGUUGUCAGAAAGAGUAUUUCGUUUGAGGAUUACAAGAAAUGUUUGUUUACGGGUGAGGAUCAGUUGAGAAAGAUGAACGUCAUCAGGAGCCACUGUCAUGAUGUGUACACCGAAGAAAUUAACAAAAUAGCUCUUUCGGCAAAUGACGACAAGCGAAUCAUCCUCCAGGAUGGGAUGCGCACACUAGCCCACGGACACUUUAAACUUUAA
Ylistrum balloti is the source of this 3639-nucleotide messenger RNA. RefSeq lists its product as uncharacterized. The transcript has 2 exons. Gene Ontology annotation, molecular function: nucleic acid binding. The record is from RefSeq and is a predicted model, not a curated record. Bases 1 to 3639 code for a protein of 1212 amino acids. NCBI's taxonomy places the organism in Eukaryota, Metazoa, Mollusca, Bivalvia, Pectinida, Pectinidae.